AGUCCUUCUUCUGCAAGAGUUUUCCCAACAGUUUGACCUAAUAUGGGUGCAGAUACCUUUAUGUAUCCCGCCGGUUAAAGUUUUCCAACGAUCUAAACCCAGUAAGGGUCAAUCUAGUCAGUCAAAGCCUUUUUUUCAUCAGCAGUUAGACCCGAUAUGGUAUGCAGUCGUGCAUCCUGUCGGUAGGGAGUUUCUUUCAGACCUACAAUCUGAUAAUUGUGUCUUCCUAUCACAUACAUUGUAG
Messenger RNA from Acaulospora morrowiae, 244 nucleotides. The record is from the annotation of a GenBank genome assembly. Lineage: Eukaryota; Fungi; Glomeromycota; Glomeromycetes; Diversisporales; Acaulosporaceae.